Molecule: messenger RNA, 2517 nt
Organism: Salvia hispanica
Lineage: Eukaryota; Viridiplantae; Streptophyta; Magnoliopsida; Lamiales; Lamiaceae
Source: RefSeq, a predicted model, not a curated record
GCCCUCCCCUCCAUAGGAUGUAUAUAUAAGUGCUAAUGUUCAUAUUUUCAAGAAUUCACAAACACCCAAUUUCACUACACAAACAUGGCAAUUCCCCACAAAUUGUGGUGUUUUGUGUUGAUCAUACUUCCACAUUUCAUUUCCAUAAUUUUUGCAGAUGAUUAUGAUACCUACAUUAUCCACAUGGAUGCCUCAGCCAUGCCCAAAGCCUUCUCUACUCACCACAAUUGGUACUUAACCACACUCUCAUCAAUAUCCAACACAAACACAAACACAAUCAAAUCUACCACAACUCUCUCUUCAUCAUCCUCAUCCAAACUCAUCUACACUUACACCAAUGCCAUCAACGGCUUCACCGCCCUCCUCUCCCCCUCCGAGCUCCGAUCCCUCGCCGACACCCCCGGCUUCCUCUCCUCCACCCGGGACGCGACGGUGAAGCGCGACACCACACACUCCAACCAAUUCCUCGGCCUCAACGACGACCACGGCGUGUGGCCCGCCUCCCACUACGGCCACGACGUCAUCAUCGGCCUCGUGGACACGGGAAUCUGGCCCGAGAGCCGGAGCUUCGGCGACGCCGGCCUCGGCCCGAUCCCGUCCCGAUGGAAAGGCGCGUGCGAGAGCGGCACGAAAUUCAACUCCUCCCUGUGCAACAACAAGCUCAUCGGCGCCCGGUCGUUCAACAAGGGCCUACUCGCGAGGUACCCGAACAUCACCAUCGCGAUGAACUCCGCCCGCGACACGGACGGCCACGGCACGCACACGUCGAGCACGGCCGCGGGCGGGGCAGUCGAGGGGGCGGACUACUUCGGGUACGCCCCGGGCACGGCCAGGGGGACCGCGCCCGGGGCGCGGGUGGCAAUGUACAAGGCCCUGUGGGACGAGGGGUCCGUCCUCUCUGACAUCAUCGCCGCCAUCGACCAGGCCAUCGCCGACGGCGUCGACGUCAUCUCCAUUUCCCUAGGCAUAGACGGCACGCCCCUCUAUGCCGACCCUAUCGCCAUAGCCGCAUUCGCGGCUAUGGAACAGGGCAUUUUCGUCUCCACCUCCGCCGGCAACGAGGGCCCGUUCCUCGCGACCCUCCACAACGGAACGCCGUGGGUCCUCACCGUCGCCGCCUCGACAAUUGACCGUGAGUUCCACGGCGCCGUCGUGCUAGCCACCGGAGCCUCCAUCACCGGGCAAUCACUCUACCCUGGCAACUCCUCUGCCACAGAACUCCCCUUAAUCCUCCCCAAAUCUUGCACAGAUGCAAAAUCACUCAAAAAUCUCAAAAACAGAGACAUCAUCAUCGUCUGCGUUGACACCAAUUUCACUCUCGGCGACCAGCUCUACAACGCCGGCGAUUUGAAAAUCGCCGGCGCCGUCUUCAUCACCAACACCACCGACAUCACAUUCUACACACAAACAUCCUUCCCCGCCAUCUUCCUCAAUCUCGAAAAAGGCUCCGAAAUCCUCAACUACAUCAACACCACAUCCCAACCCAAAGCAAGCCUCAGCUUCAAGCAAACAUCCCUGGGCACGAAGCCCGCGCCGCGCCUCGCGAGCUAUAGCUCGCGAGGCCCGUCCCCGAGCUGCCCGGUCGUCCUGAAGCCCGACCUGACAGCUCCGGGCGACCAAAUCCUGGCCGCGUGGCCGUCGAAUUCCCCCGCCACCCAAUUGAAAUCCGGAGAAAUCUACAACGACUUCAAUAUAAUAUCCGGGACAUCGAUGUCCUGCCCCCACGCUGCUGGCGUGGCCGCCCUGCUGCGGGGGACCCACCCCACCUGGUCCCCUGCAGCAAUCCGGUCCGCAAUGAUUACUACGGCCAGUUUUUUAGACAACACUGGCCGUCCCAUCGCGGACCUGGGGCUGGAUAACCUGCCCGCCACGCCAAUCGACAUGGGGGCCGGACAGGUGGACCCGAACAGGGCCGUCGAUCCCGGCCUCGUAUACGAGGCCGGGACGGACGACUACGUCCGCCUGAUGUGCGCGAUGAACUUCACGGAUAAGCAGAUACGGACGGUGACGCGUUCGAGCAGCUACAGCUGCUCGAACGCGUCGCUGGACCUGAAUUACCCGUCGUUCGUCGCGUUCUUUCGCGUGCACGACGGGAGGGAUUCGGGGGCGAGGGAGAUGAGGCGGACGGUGACGAAUGUGGGAGGCGGGAGGGCGGUUUACGCGGCGAAAGUGACGGUGGAGGGAGGGCUAAACGUCACCGUUUCGCCGGAGAGUUUGGAGUUUGAGGGGGAGAAUGAGAAGAAGAGCUUUGUUUUGAGAGUGGAGGAUCCGAGGUUGGAGAGGAAUAACUCGAUUGUUUAUGGAGCUUUGAGUUGGAUUGAAUCUAGUGGUAAUCGUGUGGUUAGAAGUCCGAUUGUAGUUACAACUAUAUCUCCUGAUGACCUUCUUCCACAGGGUUGAUAUUGUUCUUGAAAAUUUUAUAUUUUUGGUAUAUUUUAGUUUUGAGAUCUUCUUCAGUUGUUGUUAAUGGAGACAUUGAUUAAACAGAAAAGAGUGUUUUUGUUGUGUUGGUUUUAA